Messenger RNA from Parathielavia appendiculata, 435 nucleotides. RefSeq lists its product as uncharacterized. The transcript has 2 exons. The record is from RefSeq and is a predicted model, not a curated record. The coding region runs from base 165 to 383 and encodes 72 amino acids. Lineage: Eukaryota; Fungi; Ascomycota; Sordariomycetes; Sordariales; Chaetomiaceae.
GCUGGCGAGAACGACUGGUGGCUUUCGAACCAGAUGCAAAAGAUCCCCAUCGCGUCUUUGACGAGAGGCAUCGUUCCCAAGCUUGGGGAAGAGAGUGGGGCAGACGGCAGGGAGGUGGACAUAGGGCGUGACGGAGCUGCUGGUGGAGGAGGACCCCAGUCUGUAUGACAGCGGCUACUUUGGGGCAAAGAUCUCUGAGAAUAAAGGCUGCUAUGAUGGCGAGCUUGGCCUUGCUGAGUUGCAAGAGGAGGAGCCUCGGUGGCGGUUACGGAAGCGGACGCUCAGUUUCGAGGAGGAGUACUCUGCCUCAAAACGCAUUCACAUUGAAGAGCGGGGUGUACAAAGCCAGGCCAACAGCAAUGAUAGCCACUUGUACUCCGUAGUUUCCAGGCCAACCAAAUGCUUUGUUUAUUACCCCUGAAAGGAAGAACAUUU